Molecule: messenger RNA, 2226 nt
Organism: Colletotrichum phormii
Lineage: Eukaryota; Fungi; Ascomycota; Sordariomycetes; Glomerellales; Glomerellaceae
Exons: 1
Coding region: 126-1967 (613 amino acids)
Source: RefSeq, a predicted model, not a curated record
UUGAUACCAAUAACACAACACAAUCUACUUUGAUACCCCAAUAAUCAAGCAUCAGUCUUUUAUCUUACCAUCAUCAUCAACUUUGUUUUACUACCUCUACAACUUCAAUAAGUCAAUCAGCAAUCAUGGGUUUGGGAGCUAAGAUCAAGAACGCCCUCCACAGCGACGACCACCCUCAAAAGACCACAUACGAGGGUGAACAGCCUCCCGGAGCAUUCCCCUCCGACUCUACCACAGCUGGAACCUCCAAGCACACAACCGGUGGAUACACCGGAGGAACUACCGGUACCACAGGCACCACCGGAAGCCAUACAACGGGUACCAUCGGCACUGGCACUCAUCACACCAGCAACACCACCACUGGCUACAAUGAUCCCGAUGGUGUUCACGGCCCCCACGCCGGAAGAGUAGGUAACAAGGCCGACCCGAGAGUGGAUUCUGACCGGGACCACCGCGGUGCACCCACCUCCGGCUUGACCGGCAACACCCACGGCACCACUCACGGAACAACUGCCGGCCACACCGGAGGCUUGACCGGCAGCAACACUGCAGGAUACAGCAACACCACGACAGGCUACGAUGACCCUGAUGGAGUCCAUGGCCCGCAUGGAGGAAGAGCUACCAACAAGCUCGACCCCAGAGUCGACUCGGAUCGCGACCACCGUGGUGCUCCAACUACAGGCUUGACCGGUAACAACACCUACGGCAACACCUAUGAUAACACUACCAGCACCGGUCACUCCGGAGGCCUGCACAGUAACCCUCACGGCACUACUGGAGGCAUUGGAGGCGUCGCCGGCAACACCACCACCGGCUACAACGACCCCGAUGGAGUUCACGGACCUCACUCCGGAAGAGCUGCAAACAAGAUUGAUCCCAGAGUCGACUCGGACCGUGACCAUCGCGGUGCGCCUGGCGCCGGCCUCACCGGCGCCCACCGUCCCCACGACUCCGGUGUCGAAGUCGGCCACGGUGUUGGCCACAACAAGCCCUACAAGGGCGAGUACCUUACCAACGCCGAGCGCUCCAACGCUCAAGACCCCUAUUGGGGUGACGUCGGCCGCGAUGGUGCUGCCGUCAACAAGGAUCUCCCUCUGCGUCCCAACGAAUCUACUGUCGGCCACGGAGGCCCUCAGGCCGUUGGCGGAGGUCACUAUAACCCUACGGCGUCCACUCACCACGACCCUGCCUCCAGCGUCGACCGCUCCAUGGAGGGCCGCGACUUCACUCACCCCCAUGGCUCCGGCGCCGGAGUCGGUAGUGCCGGCGGUGAUCCCUACAGCGGUGUCCACAACGCUGCUCACAACCCUCAGGCAGCUCUGUCCGGCGGUAACGUCAACGACCCGUACGAUACUCGCAUGAGAGAUAGAGACAUGGGCCGUGAGCGCACCGGACACGGAGCUGCUGGUGCUGGCAUUGGCGCCGGCAUUGGUGCUGGUGCUGCCGUGGCUGCCGGCCAGGCUGCUCACAGACAUCACCGCGAUGACAUGCAUGAGUCUGGCAUUGCUGGCAACAACACCGUUGGCGGCGUCAACUCUCCCGUUGGCCACAACACCCAUGGAACCCACGGCGGCGUCACCGGAACCCACGGUGGUGUCACUGGCACCCAUGGUGGUGUUCACGACCACCACCGCUCCAGCCUGACCGGCAGCGAGCCUGGUGUUCCCAAGACCAGCAUGCUCGACCCCUACAACGAGUCUCCUACCGGCACCAACGGCGUCCACGGCACCCACAGCAACGCUGCUGGCACUGGUCUCGGGGGACACACUGGAUCUUCCGGUUUGAACCAAGGUAUGCAAUCUUCCCAUGUCCCUGGCACCACCGGCCUGGGACCCCAAGGAAUGGGCCCUGACCAUUAUGGCCCAGGACAUGACGGAGCCAAGGUUUUCCACACCUGCACCAAGUGCGGCGAGGACAAUGAUAUUAGCAGAUACUUCAAGAAGGAAGCUGUUUACCGUAUGAACUAAGGGAUUUGAUGAAAGCGAGCAUUGUACCUAUAUCAUGUUGUAUUCAUAGUUAACUCAUAAUGAUCAUGACCUUAAUGGCACUAUUACAUCAAUUUUGACUUCCUCGAUGUGUUCCAAAAAUGCGGUGGUCCCCGUGACACUUCAUGAACUCAACUCUUACUCCACCAUCGCCCUCGAUUAGUUGAAUUGUGGAAUUCUUUCCGUAAAAGUUUCAUUGAUUUCCAUUGAAAUUCUCUCGCAUUUGGUCAUUGAAAUAGAG